Messenger RNA from Neurospora tetraspora, 1839 nucleotides. Its product is annotated as kinase-like domain-containing protein. The record is from RefSeq and is a predicted model, not a curated record. The transcript has 2 exons. Gene Ontology annotation, biological process: peptidyl-threonine phosphorylation; peptidyl-serine phosphorylation. NCBI's taxonomy places the organism in Eukaryota, Fungi, Ascomycota, Sordariomycetes, Sordariales, Sordariaceae. Gene Ontology annotation, molecular function: ATP binding; protein serine/threonine kinase activity. Bases 1 to 1839 code for a protein of 612 amino acids.
AUGGCUCCAAGAGCUAAAGCUAUCGGACUAGCCGAUCCGUGUGUCGACAAAUGCUCCGAUCGUGGCAACCAGUACUACGACGAAGAUCAUCCUAUUGAACGAUCGAACACCAACAUUGUACCCCAAGAUAGUGGUCCAGAUAUAUUUGACAUCAUUCGUGAAGAACUUGAAGCCAAGGAAGUCGAGAAAGGAAAAGGCUUCUUCAUUCCCCGAGGCUCUCUCCAAGAGACAUUCACUCCCGGACGUCUCCUCGCAGCCGUACAGCAACUGUGGAAGGAUGUCCCAGAGGAAGGUCAUCAGCGACUUUGUAUUCGUAUCCUCCACGAAGUCCGUUGCUGGAAGGUCUUCCUCUUGUUUAUUUAUACACAACUACAUGAGUCACUGCCUGAGCUUUGGAAGAACGAAAGUGGCAAGGAUAGCCUCAGGCUGUCAGAUCGAUGCCUACCCUUGAUCUCGAUUACCCCUGACGGCAAGAUUGCAUGUCAGAACAAGACUCAUUCUCAUCGGCUCCCUGGUCGCAAGACCAGAAAACUCUCAGGGAAAGAUUGCAAGCACAUGGUACUAGCCAGUUACGCAUUCAAUGCCGUUUACUUCAAACUUCCCACAAAAGGCAAAAAGAAUCAUGUCCACUACAGUCUUGGUCCGAAGGACGUCCUGCCAUACACAAUCGACUCUCCUUCACCCGACAGGAGCUUGGUUAAGGGGCGGGCUGGCUCAGCUGGGCAAGCAAGCAACAAUGUCAAGCUUAGACCAGACACGGAUCAGGAUGACAAUCUUCACGGGGGCUUUGGCGAGGUUAAGAGGAUCAUCAUUGAUCGAAGUCACUUUGACUUUGGUCAUCUCGGAUCUGAUGAUGGUAAAAACAAAGAGCUGACCUUCGCUCUAAAGAGGCUGCACGCGUCCGAUAAAGAGGCCUUCGACAAGGAACUGGCCUCCCUGAUCACCGUCAAAGCCCAAAAAAGCACCCACCUCAUCAAACUUCUCGCUACAUUUUCUGUCAUUGAAGAAGAUGGCGGGAGUGAAGUGUUCUACCUACUUUUCCCCUGGGCGGAGGGAAACCUCUGGAAGUACUGGGAAGUUCACCAGCCCAAAAAUGAACAGGACCGCCUGUCCAUCGCUCCGUGGAUGGCUCAACAAUGCCACCAGCUUGCCCUUGCUCUGCUGUGCGUUCACAAUGAAAGAGAACACACGCUGCAAUUUUACGAGGUCCCGGCUGGGAAAGGCGAGCUAUAUGGGCGCCACGGCGAUAUCAAAGCUGAAAACGUUCUUUACUUUGAAGCUGACGGCACGCUUGUACUGUCUGACUUUGGACUUGGUCGCCUUCACACCAAAUAUUCUCGAUCCAAUGCUGACCCGAAAGCUCUUGAAAAAUCAGCAACAUAUCGAGCGCCCGAGUUUGAUCUCGCUAAAGGUCGCAUAUCUCGAAAAUCGGAUGUCUUUUCGCUGGGGUGCAUGUUCCUCGAGUUCGUUACAUGGCACGUUUUGGGCUAUGACGCUGUCUAUGAGGUGUUUCCUGACUACCGCAUGGACGAGGAUACUGCAUACGGAUUCGCGACGGACAUUUUCUUCAAGAUCGAAGGCGACACGGCCAUCAUCAAGCCCAAGGUGUGCGAGUGGAUGGUGAAGCUCAGGAAACACGAGAGAGCAUCCGAGUACACCAAGCAGUUUCUCGAUAUUAUCGAGAAGAUGCUCAGCCCGUAUCCAAAUGAUCGAAUCAAUGUUGCGAAGCUCGUUAGAGAGCUUGGUGUUAUCAGAAAGGCUUGUGAACGCGAUCCAAGCUACUACGGUGGUGAGUCCCCGUCAAGAAGUUAUGUCUUCCAUUUAAUCAAACCACCAUAG